Molecule: messenger RNA, 666 nt
Organism: Penicillium vulpinum
Lineage: Eukaryota; Fungi; Ascomycota; Eurotiomycetes; Eurotiales; Aspergillaceae
Product: Mpv17/PMP22 family protein
Exons: 3
Coding region: 1-666 (221 amino acids)
Cellular component (GO): membrane; cytoplasm
Source: RefSeq, a predicted model, not a curated record
AUGCCCUCGCCCCUUAUUGUGACGUUUGUGCAGGCAACCAUUUUAAAUGCCAUCUCCAACGUCCUCGCGCAGCUGAUUGACCAGCGCAAUAACAAAGCUCCAUUCACUCUAAACACAUUGGCUCUCCUCCAAUUUGUGGGAUAUGGCGUCUUAAUCGUGGCCCCAAAUUUCUACUGGCAACGCGCCCUUGAAGCGCGUUAUCCAGGGUUUCCUACGCGUACAGAAUUCUCAAAGGUGUUCAGUGCUCGAUCGUUGAAAUCUGUGUUCUCACCCCGCGCAUGGCUUUCUUUCUGUUCAAGAUCUCGCCAGGAUGAUUCGCUCCCUAGCCAUACAGAGAAAGAAAAACAUAUCCGAUGGGCACCGCAAAGGCAGACAUCCGGGCUGCGUAGCUUUUUUAUGAAAUUUCUCUUGGAUCAGACGGCUACCUCGAUUGCAAACCUUGUGUUAUUUGUGGUUGUCAUCAAUCUGCUGAAGGGAGAGAGCCUGAAAAAGUCGUGGGAAUUGGUUGUUUUGGACUUCCGGCCUCUUAUGAGUGCCCGUUUGAAGUAUCGGCCUGUUGUUUCGGUCUUGAUGUACACAGUCAUUCCUGUAGAUCGGCGAGUGGUCUUUGGAAGUGCAUGUGGGGUGAUCUGGAGCGUUUAUUUGAGUUUAUAUGCUGCGGUUUAG